This is a messenger RNA of Symbiodinium sp. CCMP2592, 363 nucleotides long. The record is from the annotation of a GenBank genome assembly. Lineage: Eukaryota; Dinophyceae; Suessiales; Symbiodiniaceae.
AUGGGCUUUUCCGCCACCAUUUACGGUGGUUCAGCCUGCAAAGCUCGGAUCAAGAACAUCCAUCAGGACAAAGGCUUCGGCUUCAUUGAGUGUGAUGUGCUGAAGCAGCAAGGCUUCGAGCAAGAUGUAUUCCUACGCCACAGCCCUGGCGGAAGAAAGAAAAUCUCCGAAGGCGACGUCGUUACCUUCAAAGCAGUCCUGCGUGGCCAACAAUUGUAUGCCAAGGAUGUGGCGAUGGCAUCCAAAGACAACAACGUUUGGGAAGUCACGCCACCAGGCCUAGGUGGCGAAGGGGAAAAUGUGCAGAUUUCCAAGGAUUCAUCACUGCAGUGUUCGACUCGAGCUACAUCGUGGUACCCAUAG